CCACUCACUCGACGAGAAUUGGAUGGUUUUUAACGCGUUGGCCGACACUAACGGUAAUUCUCACAUUCAAAAUGACUUCAAUGACGACAUCUAUAACCACAAUAAGCCUCAGCUAUGGAUCGGACCAAAGAGAGUACCAUUCGGUGGACUCAAAGACUUUCAGUACAGAAGCGGUUGCGGUAUUAAAGACUACAACCGCUGGCAUAAGGGACAGCCUAACGAUCACGACAACAACGAGGACUGCGUUUAUAUGGUUAUCGAUGACUACAAGUUUUUGGGCCAAUGGGAUGACUACCCGUGCGAUACCGAGAUGUACUAUAUUUGCCAGUUUGUGCUCGACUUGAGGCCUCCCUGUAAUCAAACCAAUUAUAAUUUGUUUGGUUAUAAUGAGACGAUUGGCGAGCGAUACAGACCCCUGUCCACUAACACAGUGCCUCCCAAAAACACAAGUAUUAAUAAGGGAAACCCUCCGAUAAAUACAAAUCUAUUGGGAAGACAUCCAACUAAUAGCCCACAAAGUAAUUCAUUACCAAAUAAUGUGUUAUUAAAUCCCUUCCGA
Molecule: messenger RNA, 559 nt
Organism: Oppiella nova
Lineage: Eukaryota; Metazoa; Arthropoda; Arachnida; Sarcoptiformes; Oppiidae
Source: the annotation of a GenBank genome assembly